Messenger RNA from Miscanthus lutarioriparius, 909 nucleotides. The record is from the annotation of a GenBank genome assembly. NCBI's taxonomy places the organism in Eukaryota, Viridiplantae, Streptophyta, Magnoliopsida, Poales, Poaceae.
AUGGGCCGAACGGGUGCAGCCGCCUCUGCUUUGAGCCGAAGGGGUGCGACCGCCACCAUGGAUCCGGCCGCCAGCGCCAUGUCGCGGACGCCGCCGCAACCUGCGCCGAACUCGGCCAUGGAUGUUGUCGCCACCGGUGCGAACUGCCGCCACCCGCAGACAAUCGGACACCACGACGCCGCGGCGUCCAUUGCCGUAGAGAGUGAAUCAGAGGCCAGCUCGCGCACCUGCUCUAGCCGCAGCGACGACGUCGUGCCGAACGAGACGUACAGCACCGACGACGACGGCUGCGUGUCGAGCCAGUCCAGGCACUCGUGCCGCGCGCGAGCUCCCGCUGCCAGUCCCACUGCUCGCGCCGGUGCCGGGGAGGAGCACCGGGCUGAGAGGCCCGACGGCGAACAGCCUGCGGCCGUCGGAAGACGGGAUCCCCUGGAGCGUGUCGAGGAAGUCGCCCUUGAGCACGCGACAGGUGUUGACGACCAUGCCGGCAGUGGGCAUGCGCCGGCGCUCCUGCCCCAUCCGCCUGGCGAGCACGACGAACUCCAGGGUGGCGCAGGCAUCAGGCGGGUGGAACACGAGGCCGUGGCGGCGCAGCAGGGCGUGCUCCCGGUCCGCCCACCCGACGUUGUAGGAGGCGGCGAGGCAGUGCACGCCGAGGAUGUUGUCGUGGAGGACAACGACGCGGCGGUGGGUCGCGGCGAGCUCCGCCAGCAGUGCGGCCAGCGGGGCCCGCGCGCCGGCGCUGUAGGCCUCGAAGAGCGGCUGCACGUGCACCGGGAAAGGGGAGCGCAGGUCCGGGGCGGGGGACUCGUGCGCGGGCACAUCCAGCGCGGCCUCCUAGAGGUGUGGCUCCGGCGCCGUGAAGUGGACGGGGAGCCCCCGCGCGGCGAGGAGCAGGGACAGGUGUAG